Mesitornis unicolor (brown roatelo) is the source of this 4147-nucleotide messenger RNA. RefSeq names its product slit homolog 1 (Drosophila) (gene SLIT1). NCBI's taxonomy places the organism in Eukaryota, Metazoa, Chordata, Aves, Mesitornithiformes, Mesitornithidae. Gene Ontology annotation, molecular function: calcium ion binding; Roundabout binding; heparin binding. The record is from RefSeq and is a predicted model, not a curated record. Gene Ontology annotation, biological process: negative chemotaxis; axon guidance.
GGACUUGAGUGAAAACUUCAUCCAGGCUAUCCCCAGGAAAGCUUUCCGUGGGGCCACCGACCUCAAGAACCUGCAACUGGACAAGAACCAAAUCAGCUGCAUCGAGGAUGGGGCUUUCCGUGCCCUGCGGGGACUGGAGGUCCUGACCCUGAAUAACAACAAUAUCACUUCCAUCCCUGUAUCCAGCUUCAACCACAUGCCCAAGCUGCGGACAUUCCGCCUGCACUCCAACCACCUUUUCUGUGACUGCCACCUGGCCUGGCUCUCGCAGUGGCUGCGCCAGCGCCCCACCAUCGGGCUUUUCACCCAGUGCGCGGCUCCAGCCCAGCUCCGUGGCCUCAACGUGGCUGAGAUCCAGAAGAACGAGUUCAGCUGCUCCGGACAAAUGGACGUGGGACAUGCCCAGCUCUGCAGCUUGUCCUCUGGCUCCUGCCCGGCCAUGUGCACGUGCAGCAACGGCAUCGUGGACUGUCGGGGCAAGGGGCUGACGGCCAUCCCUGCCAACCUGCCCGAGACCAUGACAGAGAUACGCCUGGAGCUCAACGGCAUCAAGUCCAUCCCCCCAGGUGCCUUCUCCCCCUACAAGAAGCUGCGGAGGAUAGACCUGAGCAACAACCAAAUCUCAGAGAUCGCUCCCGACGCCUUCCAGGGACUGCGCUCGCUGAACUCACUGGUGCUGUAUGGCAACAAGAUCACGGACCUCCCCAGGGGAGUCUUCGAGGGACUUUUUGCCCUGCAGCUGCUGCUCCUCAAUGCCAACAAGAUCAACUGCGUGCGGGCAGACGCCUUCCAGGACCUGCAGAACCUCUCACUGCUCUCGCUCUAUGACAACAAGAUCCAGAGCCUGGCCAAGGGCACCUUCACCUCCCUGCGGGCCAUCCAGACCCUGCAUUUGGCCCAAAACCCCUUCGUCUGCGACUGCAACCUGAAGUGGCUGGCAGACUUCCUGCGGGCCAACCCCAUCGAGACCAGCGGUGCCCGCUGUGCCAGUCCCCGGCGCCUGGCCAACAAGCGCAUCGGACAGAUCAAGAGCAAGAAGUUUCGUUGCUCGGCCAAAGAGCAGUAUUUCAUCCCAGGGACGGAGGAUUACCAGCUGAACAGCGAGUGCAACAGCGAUGUGAUCUGCCCCCCGAAGUGCCGCUGCGAAUCCAACGUGGUCGAGUGCUCCAACCUGAAGCUCACCAAGAUCCCAGAGCGCAUCCCGCAGUCCACAGCUGAGCUGCGCCUGAACAAUAAUGAAAUCUCUGUCCUAGAGGCCACUGGCAUCUUCAAGAAACUCCCGCAUCUGAAGAAAAUCAACCUCAGCAACAACAAGGUGUCAGAGAUUGAGGAUGGGACGUUCGAGGGGGCGUCCUCGGUCAGCGAGCUGCACCUCACUGUCAACCAGCUGGAGUCGGUGCGGAGCGGCAUGUUCAGAGGCCUGGAUGGGCUGAGGACCCUGAUGCUGAGGAACAACCGUAUCAGCUGCAUCCACAACGACAGCUUCACAGGGCUGCGCAACGUCCGCCUGCUCUCUCUGUACGACAACCAGAUCAGCACCAUCGCACCAGGCGCCUUUGACACGCUGCAGUCCCUCUCCACACUGAACCUGCUCGCCAACCCCUUCAAUUGCAACUGCCAGCUGGCCUGGCUGGGGGACUGGCUGCGCAAGAGGAAGAUUGUGACAGGGAACCCACGCUGCCAAAACCCCGACUUCCUGCGGCAGAUCCCGCUCCAGGACGUGGCUUUCCCUGACUUCAGGUGUGAGGAAGGUCAGGAGGAGACCACCUGUGUCCCCCGGCCACAGUGCCCGCAGGAGUGCACCUGCCUGGACACCGUCGUCCGCUGCAGCAACAAGCACCUCAAGGCCCUGCCCAAGGGGAUCCCCAAGAACGUCACUGAGCUUUACCUGGAUGGAAACCAGUUCAUUCAGGUCCCAGGGCAGCUCUCCACCUUCAAGUACCUGCAGCUUGUUGAUCUGAGCAACAACAAGAUCAGCUCCCUGGGCAACUCCUCCUUCACCAACAUGAGCCAGCUCACCACCCUGAUCCUCAGCUACAACUCCCUGCGGUGCAUCCCUCCGCUGGCCUUUGAGGGCCUCCGCUCCCUCCGGCUGCUGUCUCUCCACGGCAAUGACAUCUCCAGCCUCCCCGAGGGCAUCUUCACAGAUGUCACCUCCCUGUCUCACCUAGCCAUCGGGGCCAACCCCCUGUACUGCAGCUGCAACCUGCGCUGGCUGUCCAGCUGGGUCAAGACUGGUUACAAGGAGCCAGGCAUUGCCCGCUGCGCAGGGCCCCCUGACAUGGAAGGCAAGUUGCUGCUCACCACCCCUGCCAAGAAGUUUGAGUGCCAAGGCCCACCUGCCCUCAGCGUCCAGGCCAAGUGCAACCCUUGCCUCUCCAGCCCCUGCCAGAACCAGGGCACUUGCCACAAUGACCCCCUCGGCUUCUACCGCUGCGCCUGCCUCAGCGGCUACAAGGGCAGGGACUGUGAGGUGGUGCUCAGUGGCUGCUCCUCCAACCCCUGUGCCAACGGGGGGCCCUGCCAGCCCCAAGAGGGGGAAGGAGCUGGGUUCAGGUGCUUGUGCCCAGUGGGCUUCGAGGGCCCAAGCUGCCGCGUCACCAGCGACCCCUGCAAGGAGCACAGCUGCGAAAACGGGGGCUCCUGUGUGCCUAGUGCCACCAACUACACCUGCCUGUGCCCUGCUCACUACUCAGGGGAUUUCUGUGAGCAGCCACCGGAUUUCUGCUCGACUGAGCUCAGCCCAUGCCAGCACGGCUCCACCUGCAUCUCUACCAGCCAGGGGCCCAGAUGUGAGUGUGCACCUGGCUACAUGGGGAGCAACUGCAGCGAGGACUUUGACGACUGCCAGGACCACCGAUGCCAGAACAAUGCCCGCUGCCUGGAUGAGGUGAACGGCUACUCCUGCCUCUGCACUGAGGGCUACAGUGGCCAGCUUUGCGAGAUGCCACCCCACGCUGCUGGCCAGCCCAGCCUCUGUGAGCCUGGCUUUGGCGGCCCCAAGUGUGAGAAGCUGCUCAGCGUCAACUUUGUGGACCGUGACACGUACCUGCAGUUCACCGACCUGCAGGACUGGCCCCGGGCCAAUAUCACCCUGCAGGUCUCCACGGCUGAAGGCAACGGCAUCCUGCUGUACAACGGUGACAGCGACCACAUGGCCGUGGAGCUGUACCAGGGCCGUCACGUCAGGGUCAGCUAUGACCCUGGCACCCACCCCAGCUCAGCCAUCUACAGUGCCGAGACCAUCAACGAUGGGCAGUUCCACACCGUGGAGCUGGUGACCUUCGACCAGAUGGUGAACCUCUCCAUCGAUGGCGGCAGCCCCAUGACCAUGGACAACUCGGGCAAGCACUACACUCUGAACAGCGAGGCCCCCCUCUACGUGGGAGGGAUGCCUGUGGAUGUCAACUCGGCUGCCUUCCGCCUCUGGCAGCUCCUCAACGGCACCAGCUUCCACGGGUGACUCUACAUCAACAACGAGCUGCAGGACUUCACCAAGACACGGAUGACGCCAGGGGUGGUGCCAGGCUGCGAGCCCUGCCGCAAGCUCUACUGCCUGCAUGGCAUCUGCCAGCCUGCCGGUGCCCAGGGCCCCAUCUGCCACUGCGAGCCCGGCUGGGACGGGCCCCACUGUGACCAGCCCCACGGAGGCCCCUGCCAGGGGCACAAGUGUGUGCAUGGGCUGUGCCUGCCCCUCGACGCCCUCUCCUACAGCUGCCAGUGCCACGAGGGCUACCAGGGUGCCCUCUGCAACCAGCCCACUGAGCCGCCCGACCCCUGCCACCACCAGCCCUGUGUCCAUGGCCACUGCCGCCUCACCCCAGGUGGCCAACCAACUUGUGAUUGUCACAGCGGCUAUGCUGGAGCCCUCUGCGACCAAGGCCCUUGGGCUGAGCAUCACGGAGAGCCGGUGCGGGACUACCACCAGGUGCAGCGGGGCUACGCCAUCUGCCAAACGACACGGCCAGUGGCCUGGGUGGAGUGCCGGGGGACCUGCGGUGGCCCCGGCGCCAGCUGCUGCACUGGGCUGCGGCUUCGGCGCCGGAAAUACGACUUCGAGGAUACUACUGGGCAGGAAAAUGACGGUGGCUUUGUUUGGCCCGUGGGGUUUGUGUGUGUCACUGUUGAAGACGCUGGUUUGUACUAG